This is a messenger RNA of Durusdinium trenchii, 4899 nucleotides long. The record is from the annotation of a GenBank genome assembly. Lineage: Eukaryota; Dinophyceae; Suessiales; Symbiodiniaceae.
GUAUCCGCUUCUCCAGAGCGGUGGUGCCGGGAGAUGGCAGAUCUGAGUUUGGAGGGGGUCGGCGACGUGGAGGAGGAGUGCUAUCGCAAUCUGACUAGUGGCAGUAGAGUUUUGCUUUGGUAUAGUGAUGACCAUGUUUGGCAUGAAGCCCUCAUCGGACUAGUGCUGGGUGGGGAGCAGGUGGUGAUGUAUACACCAGACAAAGACCUGUAUAUUGAGAGCAUAGGUUGCAAGGGGCUUGAAGGUCCAAUCAGAUUGAGAGGCCUCAAGCCAGACCUUGGACUGCCCAGUAGGCUCCGAGCUCCGGCUUACCGUUUCCGAGAGAUCAUCUCAGACACCUUGAUCAAGCAGGUUUUUCGUGACAGCGUGAAGUUGGCUGAAAGAGAGGCAGGGUGCAGUGUGGCCUUGCCGACUCACAUAGUGAACCAUGCUGGACAGCGGAAGACACUGGAAGAGUUUUUUGGUGGAAGCUUUGUGAGGAGCCGACAGCCAACCCCAAUUGGCAAGCUCGACAAGUCAAGUGACUCCCCAAAGAAUGCCGUGAAGGUACAGCCUGCCCUGGGUGACUUUGUUUGGCUGGCAGCAGAACCUCUUGGAGGAUUGAUUCUCGGUCAGGAGGUGAGCUUGAAUAAUGAGACAGACGUGCAGGUAGGCACCAGCUGUGCCUUAGCUCUGAGAAAAGGAGUUUGGGUGAAAGUUGACAUGGUGAAGCUCUCUGAAGUUGAGGGCUAUGCAGACAGGAGGAGAGCUUUGUUUGGUGUUUCCUCAGCCGCUGGUUCUGGCGAGUGCCCACAACCUGGGAAGGGAGGUGGGGACGAUGAAGCUGGUGGAGAGACUGCAGGUUCAAAUGACGUCCGCACUCUUUGGGUAGACUUUGAUGAGCAUGGUGACCGGUACAAGAGGUGGAGGGAUGUCUGCAAGGAGAGCUACACACCGUCUUUUGACCAAACUCCCCUCGAAGGGCCAACGACUGGUCUUCACUUGAUCAAGCAUGCAGAGCGACAUGGUGGGGACCCUCGUUUGUGGAUGCAACUCUGGUGUCGCAGCAAACACAUUGAGACCACUGACAGGACUUUUCAUGAGAUGAAAGUUUUGGUGGAUGCAUUGUUUUUUGCAGGCACUUUUGACCAGGUCAACAUUCCAGCCCUCAUGUCCAUGGAGGUGGUGUGUCGCCGCAUUCAGGCGAUUGUUGAUGCUUACAGCAAUCCCAGCCGUCCUUCAUGGGAGAACGCAAAGAUUUUUGCAGGGCAAGGCACUCCAGAGGACAUUGUAUCGCCAACGUUCCGGAACUAUGCCACUCGCAAGAACAAGGAGGAGCUGGAAUUGUUGCAAGCUCGCCAAAAGGUGACAUUGGAGCCUUCGGAGAUGUUGCCUGAUGACCAGUACAGACAGGAGGCAAUGACACAGCCGGGUGCAGCGGCGGCCUUCAGCUUCAAGCAACGACGGCUUUUUCCUCUGCCCCUUUUUGCAUGCCCCCCACGAAAGUUGGGGACGAGUCGUUCUGUCCGCCAACGACGGGACCGAAUUUGUCGAGCCUUUGACAACUGCAACGAAGUAGUCAGAGCGCUGAAUUGGCUAGCUGGAGAGUCUGAACCACAGUCAUCAGAUUUUACAGUUAGUGCAAUGCAGCAGCAGGUUCUCUCGCGUGUGGAAGGUUUGGUUUUUAGCCAAAAGCCCAGUGGCGACGAGAUCAUGAAACCGGAGGAAGCCUUGAAAGUGCUUCUCCGUGGUGGCUCCCCCUAUGACAUGGGCGUCAUCAAUGAUGCAGUGGCCUCCUACCAAUCUGAGCUUGUCAGUGUUCCGCAGGACUGUCGAGGUUGUCCUGACCUUCGUGAUGUCUUGCCUACUGAUGACCGUCAGUACCUGGAGGAGAAUUCAGAGCUGAUGUUGCGGCCAAAGGAGGAUAGACCUGAGCAUCCUGUUCAACCUUACUGGGACCCAAAGCUGCGCUACAACCGGAAAGCGUAUCAUGGUCUUGUUAGAAAGUUGAACGAUAUUGGGUACUUCACGUACACCUUGGCACCUUUGAGCAAAGUUGGAGUGUUCUUUGUCUGGAAAUCAAACCGAACGAAGCUGCGCUUGAUUACAGACUGCAGACCAACAAAUGAGAUCUUUAGAGAAGCUCCGGGUGUUUCUUUGACAACAGCCGAAGGUUUUGGUCGGAUAGAAGUUGAGCUUGAAGAUGACUGCUGGGGGGAUUACAAACUUCUUUCAGCCGUCACAACAUAUGUUGGGCUCAGCGACGUCCGCGACUGCUUUCACCGGAUGCGAGUGCCUGCGUGGCUGAGCAGGUAUUUCGCUUGGGAAUCCGUUCCUGCUAGCGUUCUGAAACUGGAAGGUACAACUCUUGAAGGAAAGCUAUUGGGGCCGCGUGAUGCAGUCUUCCCUUGCGCUGGCAGUCUGUGCCAGGGUUUCUCUUGGUCUUUGUAUUUCGCACAGAGGGCCAACGAAAAUGUGUGCAGAUCCGUUGACACCUUACAGCAAGCAGUUCUGACACAGGACAGAGGUGGGCCAGUUGUUUUGCGGUUGGGUAAGGAGCAAGCAGACAAUACACAUUUUUAUGUUUACGUUGACAAUCUUGGGGUGCUUGACACUGAUGCAGCUAAUGUGGAACUAGCUAUGCAAGGGCUGCAACAGCAUUUCAACUCUCUUGGCUUGGAGCUUCAUGCAAGUGAAGUGAGCUGUGGUGCAAUUGAAUCGCUGGGCUGCAUACUGGAUGGAAGCAACCUGAAAAGUGCUGUCAACCCAAAAAGACUCUGGAAGGUGCAUCAAGCUUUGACGGGCUUGCUUGGGCGUGGACGCUGCUCUGGCCAGGCGCUUGAAAAAGUUGUGGGACAUUGCACCUUCUGCUCUCUCAUGAACCGCAGAACGUUGGUCUGUUUCAGUGCUUGCUAUGCUUUUAUACAUGCUCGGUACAAUGAGGUUGCCACUCUCUGGCCUUCUGUUCGAAAAGAGUUGGAGGCUUUCAGAGGUUGUCUGUUUUUGCUUAGUCAAGACUGGUGGCGACAGUGGAACAGAAAUGUGACCAGCAGCGACUCCUCCUUAGGAGGCUUUGGAUGCUGUCACGCUUGGUGGCCGAAGACAGUGGUCGCCAAGGUUGGGCGAGUUCAAGAACGGUCUCGGUUCAAGAGAUCAGCCGGGCAUAGUGCUCGAGAAAGUGCUCUGACGGCAGCCGGGUUUCACUAUGAUGGAGCAGCCUGGGGUCGAGUAGACCAUGUGACUGCAAAAAGACUCUGCGAACUUGGAUGGGAAGUCGACUCUUCUUUUGAAGAAGUUCCUGCUCGUUUUUUGGGUCGCAGUUUUUGGACUCCUCGAUUCUGGGGGAAAUGGAAGCAUGCUGAGCCGAUUGGUGUUUUAGAAGCUAGAACUGUUUUGAAAUGCAUCAAACGGCUGGCGCUCACUCGAUUCGGUCAUGAUUUGCGACACCUGCAUCUAUGUGACAACUUAGGAGUAGUCUUGUGUUUCGAGCGAAGUAGAUCCAAGAGUUUUAAGCUUCUUAGGAUCCUCCGUGAGUUCUCUGCAUAUUGUUUAGCUAGGAACAUCCAUGUAGCUGUACGUGGGAUACCCAGUGAGUUGAACAUUUCAGAUGAGCCUUCUCGGAUUCACGAUGAAAACUCGUCGAAGCUGUUGGUUGACCUCCUGGAUGAUUUUGUUGAACCGAUUUUUUCCCCUCGAGCACCCCUCGCACAGCAAAAUGGGGCCGAAGAGGACUCGGUCUCUCACCUCAGACAGCAGCCAUGUGACAAACAAACACACACAGCUGCAGCGGAAAAGGACGAGGACGUUGAGCUUGGGGAGAGAUGCUCUAGAGGCCACACCGACAGACAAGAAAAGAGUGAGAACAGGUUGAAGGAGAAGAAGGUGAAGGGUUUGACACUGCCCCUCACCGAAUCAGCCUUGCAGAAACUGUCAAGUCUGGAACCUCGCCGGCAACGAGAAGACAAGGAGGAGCUCGAGACAGAGACUUCGAGCACUAUGUCAGAGCUCAAGGAAGAGCCAAAAGGAAAGAAGAAGCGUUCUUUAGAAAAGCGGCCAAGAAAGCCGCUGCAGCACUUGGUGGAUGCCCAACUUGGAACCGGAAUGAGUUUUUUGGAAGCGGCGGCAAUCACCAAGAGAGUCAGAGAGAGAUACAACAGAAGCCUGUCAGCUCUCAUGACCUUUCUGCAGUCGAACGGCUUCAACUUUUCAGUGGAUCAGCAGGUGGAUACAGGCCUGGUGAAAUACUUCGAGAUGAAGAAGUUCACGGAAGGAGAAGGAAGUCAUGUGGGAGACUAUGCUUUGGCGGCGCUCUUGGAUCGCCACCCGGAGUUUGGAAAGAAUGGCUUCCGCAAGAUCCCUCAUGCAUGGAGAGCUCUGAAAGGUUGGAGGAAACUAUGCCCAUCGAGGUCUCGAUUGGCAUACCCUCUGCCCUUGUGGUGCGGCAUCGCAUGGAGAAUGAUUGCUCGUGGACACCUGCAGAAGGGAGUGUUCAACCUCCUGCAACUGUCUACGUACCACAGGCCCAGCACCCUCUUGAAGUUGAAGAAGAUGGGACUCGUGCCUCCGACGUCUGGAGUCACGGGAACAUGGAGCAUCCUCACUUCGUUGACAGAGACUUCAGACAUAUCAAAGACUGGGACGAAAGACGAUGCGGUGCUUCUGGAUUCACCUUUUCUGGACUUCAUAGAGCCGGUGCUGCGACGUCUAGCCAAGGGACCUCCUUUGGCUCCUGUCUGGACUUUCACGUACCCGGAAUACCUGGAAGUGUUCAAUCAAUGCGCCAAGGACUUGAAGGACUCUCGAGGAGAUUCGCAAGCGCGGAAACUGGGCAAGCCGGAAGAGUGUGACUUGGUACGAGAAGGGAGGGAGGCUGGCAGCAAGUUGGAACCUCCUAUCCCCUUCAACCCAGAUGGCUUGCAG